Molecule: messenger RNA, 1518 nt
Organism: Phoenix dactylifera (date palm)
Lineage: Eukaryota; Viridiplantae; Streptophyta; Magnoliopsida; Arecales; Arecaceae
Gene: SEH1H
Product: Transducin/WD40 repeat-like superfamily protein
Biological process (GO): positive regulation of TORC1 signaling; cellular response to amino acid starvation
Cellular component (GO): nuclear pore outer ring; Seh1-associated complex
Molecular function (GO): structural molecule activity; protein binding
Source: RefSeq, a predicted model, not a curated record
CCUCCCUUUAUCUAUAUGAUCAAUUUAUUGGACCGCUGUCCAGGGCUUCAGGGACCGGUGUUGGGGUGCGGCCUCCUUUGAAGUCGGCACACCAAACAUCGACGAUGGAGAAGGAAGUGGCGACGGUGGAGAAGGGCGCGCUCUGCUGCAGCUGGAACUACUGCGGGCAGAGGCUAGCGGUCGGCUUCGUCGACGGCUCCAUCUCCAUCCACGACUCCCUGGACGACUCCUCCUCUUCUUGUUCCUCCAAAUGGAAGGCGCAUGCGAGCAGCAUUAAGAAUAUUGUUUGGCUUCCUCCAGAAUUUGGUGAUGCUAUUGCUUGCAUUUCUGCUGAUGCUUCAUUGUCUUUGUGGGAGGAAGUAGAAGACGAUACUCAACCUCUUAAAUGGAAGAUGUGCAAGACCUUUGAAAGCAGCAAUGCUAUUGUACUUGACCUUCAAUUUGGCGUAUAUUCAACAAGUUUGAAGAUGGUUGCAGCAUAUUCAGAUGGACAUGUGAAGGUGUAUGAGCUCUUGGACCCUUUGGAAUUAAACAAGUGGCAACUUCAGGCAGAGUUUCAGAAUGUGAUUGAUUCAGUUUCAAGAUUUGGAAAGCCAUCGUGUGCGAACGUAUCCAUUGCAUGGAAUCCACGCAGGGGUGAAAGCCAGCAGUCAAGUUUCGUCCUGGGAUUUAAUUCAGAUCUGCCUCAAUUCAAUUCCUCUAAGAUUUGGGAGUUUGAAGAGGCUCAUCAGCGUUGGCUGCCAGUUGCAGAGCUGGCUUUACCAGGUGACAAGGGCGAUAGGGUACAUGCUGUAGCUUGGGCUCCUAACAUUGGCAGACCUUACGAAGUUAUAGCUGUUGCAACUUGCAAGGGGAUUGCAAUAUGGCAUGUAGGAUUGAAUCCUGAGUCUGAUGGGAGACUCUCAAAGGAGAAGGUUGCCUUACUAUCUGGCCAUGACGGCGAGGUAUGGCAAUUGGAGUGGGAUAAUCUAUCUGUCUAUUUUCUUUUUUUGUGGUUUCCAUUGUAGGUAUGGCAAUUGGAGUGGGAUAUGAGUGGUAUGACGUUAGCAUCGACAGGAGCUGAUGGCAUGGUUAGGCUAUGGCAGUGUAAUUUAAAUGGUGUAUGGCAUGAACAGGCAGCUCUUGAAUGCAACGGGAUGCAGCAAUAGGAAGACCAGUCAGGCUAUUCGCUGUCUUGCUGUACUUUAUUUCUCUCGAACGUCGCCUACUUUGAUUAAGAUAGAAAAGCUGCAGCCUUCUUGCAUAAUGGUCGCAACUGUAUGGUCCUAUGUAUCACUUGCAUCUAAACCCCAUUCUUCCGAGAGGUGAUGUGCCGAUGUAACUUAGUAGCGGAAGGUAUGUUUCAUUUAAAUUUUGGGUUACUUUCUCUUGUCAAAAGAAAGGGGAAAAAACACAAAUCAGUUGCUUGAGUUUUCGAAAUGUUGCCAUGUGGGAGAUGAAACAUAGUGCGUAUAACAGGUUCUUGAAGCUUCUGGAUGCCAGGCUUCAUAUUUGUGCAAAUCGUUGUUUUAUAAAUUA